Molecule: messenger RNA, 3238 nt
Organism: Cyprinus carpio (common carp)
Lineage: Eukaryota; Metazoa; Chordata; Actinopteri; Cypriniformes; Cyprinidae
Product: choline/ethanolamine kinase-like
Biological process (GO): CDP-choline pathway; phosphatidylethanolamine biosynthetic process
Cellular component (GO): cytoplasm
Molecular function (GO): ethanolamine kinase activity; choline kinase activity
Source: RefSeq, a predicted model, not a curated record
AGUGAAAACGCUAGCGGUUACUUCAAGGAAGUAGUGGAAGUUGAAGUGGGAGGAUAUUUAUUUGACAGCAGCCUUUACAGUUUGGUAAUACGUCUGCGUAUUUAAUAUAACAGUUAAGCAAAGGUCAUGUGUUUAAAAUAGCGAGUAAAUUUUUUCUAUCUAACGGUGGUUUCUCUCGCGGUAAACGGUGUCUGAUAUCGCGAGCGCUCUUGACAGUGGUGCAUGUGCGUCUAUUCACGCUCAGUUAAAGCUGUUUCUCGGGCGGAUAGGUCUGCCUACUUAGGGUUUCAGUUUUCUCACUUUCUUUAAGGAGCAUUGGAUUUCUACUGCGUAAGAUUAUGAAUUCGGGCCACAAUGUGGAGCGCGUGAGUGAUGGAGCUGGAAGUGCAGGCAGAUGCGUUGAGGAUGACGCGCAUUCAGACAGACCUGCAGGCGGAGAGUCACUGAUGGUGGCCGAAGAGAGACAUCCGAGAUCUGCCAGUCCCCGCGGUGUGAACGGGGACGAUGACUCUGAAGCGGAGUCCCACCAGGACGGCCGUAACGUGGCUGUGGACCCGGAUACUAGAAGGAGGGCGUUUAGCUGGUGCCGUGACUUUCUUUCCGGAUCAUGGAAGGCUAUAUCUGUAAAUGACUUUCAGAUCAAAAUAGUCAGUGGAGGACUCAGUAACCUGCUGUACAUGUGCAGUUUACCCGAUGAUGUUGAGCCCACCGGAGUCGAACCUCGACGAGUUCUGCUCCGGAUCUACGGGGCCAUUCUACAGGGAGUGGAUUCAAUUGUUUUGGAAAGUGUGAUGUUUGCCAUUUUAGCAGAGAGAGAGUUGGGCCCACGUCUCUAUGGCAUUUUCCCAGAAGGCCGUCUAGAGCAGUACUUGCCCAGUGAUCGCUUGCGUACGGAGCAGUUGGGGUUCCCAGAGAUCUCAGCUGAAAUAGCCAGUAAAAUGGCACGAUUCCAUGGGAUGGAGAUGCCGUUCAACAAGGAACCCAAAUGGCUGUUUGGCACCAUUGACCGGUACAUGGAACAAGUUAAAACAAUAAAAUUUGUGCGUGAAGCUCACAUCAAGAAAUUCAACAAGCUAAUUAAGUAUGAUCUUCCUGCAGAACUGGAGAAUCUGAGGUCACUGCUGACAGCUACUCCCUCUCCAGUCGUGUUCUGUCAUAAUGACGUACAGGAAGGCAAUAUCCUCAUGUUGGAUGGCCGGGAGAAUUCAUCUGACAAACUAAUGCUUAUUGAUUUUGAAUACAGCAGCUAUAACUACAGAGGCUUCGAUUUUGGGAAUCAUUUCUGUGAAUGGAUAUAUGACUACACGUAUGACCAGUGGCCCUUCUACAAGGCAAAGGUGGAGAAUUACCCUAACAGACAACAGCAGUUACAUUUUAUCAGACACUAUCUGUCAGAAAGGAGGGGUGUUGCACCUGCAGACCAAGCCAGGAUAGAAGAGGACAUGAUCAUUGAGGCAAACCGGUUUGCCCUAGCGUCUCAUUUCCUCUGGGGUUUGUGGUCCAUUAUUCAAGCCAAGAUCUCCAAAAUCGAGUUUGGAUACAUGGACUAUGCACAGCACAGGUUUGACACAUACUUCAAACAGAAGAAGCUCUUUUCCUAAAUCGCACUUGCAGCAUGAGCUUCAGGAUAUCAUUUUGCAUCACCUAUUGUUUAGGUAUAGUUUUUUUUUUAACCAUUCAAGAAAGGGCACAGUACAAACAAUCAAGACUUUUUAAAUAACGGUUAAUCCUGGGGAACAUUAAUCUUAAAUCAUGAAAAAGUCCAAAGAGACCCUGCCUUAAAUUCACAUUGUAGGGUUUUAUAGUUGUUUUUGUCCCUUCCAAAAAACUUGUGGUAAAAUGUUACAAAUUAUCUGCAACUUGUGACUGAAACCUAGAUAUAAUUCUUCUUGUACAGUUUGUACGUCUUCAUUGUACAAGGCAAACUGUAAAAUUAAUUUUGUCAGUUUAUUUAUUACAAUGUAACUACAUUUUUUGAAUAUUUAAUGUGUGUUUACAUUUUAUCUAACUUGUGUGUGGUCAACAUUAUCUAUUAAUUCUAUCAAGAAUCAAUCCAUCCAUCAUAAUUUCUGUGUAAACCACAGGGUCCAAAUGAUGUCGUCUCAUUUUUGUGUCCUAGAUUCAUAUACUAUAUUUGUUUGUCUCGUCAUCUGAAACCAAAAACAAUGUAGUAGUUUGCUUAUUUUUCCUCCCCCAGAGUUUAAAAAUAUUCAUCAUAUUGGAUAAGGAUGCAGAUCAUAUUGCAUCCUUCCAAAUAUUAACAUACUGUGAAAUACAUUACACGUCUUUUUUUAAACAUUGAGUCACUGUCAAUUCGUUUCAGAAUGGCACAUAAAAUACUCUUUUUCUAUGAUAUGAUUUGAUGGCUAUAUUUCAUUUAACUUUAAAUUGAAAAAAAUAUUAAUAAUUGGAAAUAAUGUUUUGAGCUAUGCUUUUGUGUUUUAUUUAGGAUUUGACCAGUCUUUGCUCUUUCAUAUUGAUAUGUGGCAAUAACUAAUGUCUGCAGCCAUCUACUAAACAUUUUUAUAUAGGUUUAUAUACAGUUUGAACUGCACAUUAAGGAAAUGCCACCUCAAGAACAGAAGUUUAAUUACUAACAAAUGCCUCUGUCCCAUUUCUAAACACAAAGUUAUUUUAUGUAACUGUUGAUGUGGUUUUCUGUUUUUGAUUGUUUUAUGCUUAUUUAUAUUUUUUACUUGUCCAAAGCAAGUAUACUGUAUUUUAAGUUCAACCAAAUGGUAAAACCAUCUCUGUAUAAGUCUUCAACUGAAAAGUGUCAAAAGAAGAAAAAUACAAAUAAAGGAUAGUAGCAUUAUACAGUGAAUCAGUGGGAUCAUCAGCUUAAGAAUCCAGGUAUUUUGUAGGAAUCAUGUUGGAGAAUCUGAAUGGUCAAACUGAUGCUCUUGUAUUUGUCCCUGUCUAUAAACAAUUGUAUCUGUAUAAUUUUCACAAUGUUUUAUUUCCUGUAUUAGCAAGUUCAGAGACAAAAAGAACAUUGAGAGACCAUGAAUGUUGGAGGCUAGACCAAUUUAACAUGCUUCCAAUAUCACUGUUGAUAUUGAAUCUGUGAUUCUUAAUAUUGAGUUAAGAAGCAAUGACACUGUUAGAAGCAAUGUUCAUUUCUGUAAUUGCUUUGGCCAAUUCAAGUUAUACUGUAGACUCGUCUCUGGUAUGUUUCCUUUUGUUCUUUGAAAAUGCAGGUAUCCAUUCAUUUUGCUCAUUAAAAAUCAUACUGACA